Phytomonas sp. EM1 is the source of this 647-nucleotide messenger RNA. The record is from the annotation of a GenBank genome assembly. Lineage: Eukaryota; Euglenozoa; Kinetoplastea; Trypanosomatida; Trypanosomatidae.
AAGGGAAAUAAAAUACACCAACAGCCCCUAUAGAAUACAGCCACAAGAUGCCGCCGAAGGAGGGACAAACAAAGAAGGCGAAGAUGGCCGCGGCCAACAACGCCAGCAAGCGCGCGACGAAGAAGUGGAGCAAGGGCCAGACCCGUGAGGCCCUUCAGAACGCCGUGAUGUUCGACAAGGACACCCUCGAAAAGCUCCGCAACGAGGUGCCGAAGUACAAGCUCAUCACCCCCGCCAUUAUCUCCGAUCGCCUGAAGAUUACCGUUUCUCUUGCCUCUGCUGCGCUGAAGCAGCUCUGCCGCGAGAAGCAGAUCCGCCUGGUGUCGUGCUCCAGCAAGCACCGCGUGUACAGCCGUAUUGUGGUGGCCGCCCCCCCUCAGGAGGCUUCCAGCUAGAGAGGAGAUCGGAGGUGACCAGGAAGAGAAUGAACACACACGAGGGGGAGGAGGCUGACCAUCCCCUCCUUUCCCUCUACCCUACUUCAAAUUCUCGUUCAGUUCGAUUUUAGGAGGACAAUGGUUAAGUGAUUUCCCUUUCCCUGUACUUAUUCUUAUUUCUUAAAAAAACCACAACAAAGGAAAAAGCAGACAAGGACAUAAAGUCCACUGUCUUUUUUUUCUCCCCAUUUUGAUCGAAACGAUUGGGAA